AUGUCGGACUGCCUCAACGGGGAGGAAAUCUUGCCAGCUUGCGACUUGUGCCAUUCCAGAAAGGUGAAAUGCGAUAGACGAAGCAUUUGCGCUAAUUGCAUGGAUGUUGGGGUUGAAUGCCGACGUCUACGCUCGGGGAGAUCGUCUAGAAAGAGACCGCUCUCAGGGACUUUGAACCGAGACGAGAAAGUGCUAAACUUGGAAAUGUUGACGAGUCCGUCGAAUAGGGGAGAUCAUCGCAAUCAAGUACUUCACACAAAUGGUGAAGUGGAACAACCACCCCCAAGGCGCCAGCGAAUGGAUGGUCAUGGUCAUGGUCAAUGGGGAAUCACUCCAGAAAGUAAUCCUACACCAGGCGCCGAUGCUGAUGGCUCCAACUACCAUGCUAUCCAAGCAAAAUCCGUCAUAGAGCUGGAGCUUGGCGAUUGCAGGCAUAUCAGCAAGGGGCAGCAGUCCAUCCUGAGCUCGGCACUCCAACUAGUCAGCCAACUCGCAGAGAAAGAGUCCGUGGAGUCCGGGGAAAAUGAAGGCGAUAUUCUCGUCGAAGAUCCCUCUGUGACCAUCCCGGAGAGUCCGCCUCCGGAGCUGUUGUUCUUGCUCCUCCGAUUUCCAUCAGGUAAAUCGGAUAUUCGAUGGCCUGAUCAUAUAUCCAACAAAACCUUUGAGAGAAUGGCAACAGCACUAAUCAAGGGAGAUUGCCGUGGUCGGUUGUUCCAUCAGUAUUCUGUCUGCAUUUACGUAAAAGCAAUUUGCUAUGUAUUCCAACUUUCAAGAGUCGCCGCCAAUGCGACAGUCAAAGGGCAAUUGUUCCAAUCGAGGAAGGCCUACACAGCUGCCGCUCUUCGAAGCAUCAAACAGUUCGAUAUUCUAGCACCACCGAGCCUGUCAGCUAUACAGUCCUUGAUAUCGGGUUCAUUACUGAUGCAACAACUCGGGGAUAUCAACAUCUGCUGGAUCCUGAAUUCAUAUGCCGCUCGUCAAAUUGCGGCUCUUGGUUAUCAGAAGGUUGGAAAUGUAUCAAGUCGCUCCGAAGCCCAACAGGAAAUACAUAGUGCGGUGUAUUGGUGCUACUACAUAGACAGGACUCUCAGCGCACUGCUCCUUCGCUCCCCAUCCUUUCCGGAAAUGGCAGUCUCUGCCACGGAGCUUAUCAGCACAGACAGCCCAUCGCCAUAUGACCCCUUGAUCCGAAUACUUCUCGAUGCUGCACAAAUCCAAGGGCAGCUGCUCGCAUUGCAGUCGCAAACAGCACCAGUUUCUCACCAUCAUGUCCUUGACGAAUGUCGUCUUUUGCGCGAGAAGAUGGAGGAUAUAUAUCCCCGUUUACAAUCCAGCCGCAAUCUAGCCCCCGAGAGUAUUCAUCAGGACUGGAUAGCUGCCGAAUUCUGCUACUAUGCCAUAAUGGUGGAUAUCCACCGCACUCGCCUGCGAUGCUCGUUCACGCCCCUCGUCCAUAAGGAAUGUCUAGCUUGCGCGCGACGAUCACUCGAGGCACUUCGAUUUCUUCUCCAGCAUCCAGGAGGGAUGCCGGGGUUUGACGAUCCCUACCCGACAUUUCUGACCUGGACCCUGUUUCUGUACCCCCUCACUCCUUUCUUUGUUCUUUUCUGCCAUAUCAUCGGCUCAUUAGAUCAACAUGAUUUUGAUCUCACUCAGGAUAUCACCAAAUCCUUAUCACGCUUCAAGAAACAUCCACAUUUGGAUAAGGUCCUCAGACUAUUGACAUCCCUCGAGCACCUUUGCGAGCCAUUGUUCCAGGGACGAGAGGAAGCAUCUGCCCAGACUUUACCUUUGGCGUUUUCUGUGCCUGAAGCUAACAAUACCGGCGAGGCCCUUCCGUCAGCAGUCAACCCAAUGAUGGGGGAGUUCGGUACCGAUGACGCAGAUCCUAGGAAUCCAGCUAUGGCACAUGCCGAGCUGGGACCAUCCGCCGAUUGGCUUACGUGGCAGAUGUUUGACAGUCAGUUGCCAUCGGGGUGGUUGAAUGUGGAUCUAGGCCUGUAUGGCCUUAAUGGAUAG
Aspergillus sclerotioniger CBS 115572 is the source of this 2019-nucleotide messenger RNA. Its product is annotated as Zn(II)2Cys6 transcription factor. Gene Ontology annotation, biological process: regulation of DNA-templated transcription; DNA-templated transcription. The transcript has 8 exons. Bases 1 to 2019 code for a protein of 672 amino acids. The record is from RefSeq and is a predicted model, not a curated record. Lineage: Eukaryota; Fungi; Ascomycota; Eurotiomycetes; Eurotiales; Aspergillaceae. Gene Ontology annotation, molecular function: DNA binding; DNA-binding transcription factor activity, RNA polymerase II-specific; zinc ion binding.